This is a messenger RNA of Vespula vulgaris, 10976 nucleotides long. It is a transcript of the gene dom, whose product is annotated as helicase domino. Bases 200 to 9565 code for a protein of 3121 amino acids. The record is from RefSeq and is a predicted model, not a curated record. Gene Ontology annotation, cellular component: Swr1 complex. Gene Ontology annotation, molecular function: ATP hydrolysis activity; ATP binding; ATP-dependent chromatin remodeler activity. NCBI's taxonomy places the organism in Eukaryota, Metazoa, Arthropoda, Insecta, Hymenoptera, Vespidae. The transcript is spliced from 27 exons.
CCAUGUUUAGAAGUGUCUGCGUCCUUGAGCGAGUCGAGCGAAAAUGUUCUGUAAAAUAUUAGAUAUAGCUCAUGUAGCGUAUAUUACGUGAAGUACCUAAUUACAAUUUAACGCUCGCCGAUCACGGGUGUGACAAUUAUUUUCGUGGAUGGCUCACCUACGUUGCAGAAUUUUGUGAUUACAUUAUGUGUCACAUGUAAUGAGUGAUAAGCAAAGUGCACCUAUUUUGCCGCCCCUUUCCGGGGGUGGAGGAAAUAAUGGAGGAAACAAUGGCGGUGCAACUCAACAAACUGUCAGUCUCCAGCAGGUUCUGGCUACCGCCCAAGGACUCAAUGUACUCACCACGGGUGGUGGGCAGCAGUUUGUUAUUACUUCACAAGUUCCCGGCCUUACACAGGUUGUUACAAGCAGUGCCACAACCAGUACAAAUGUUCAGCAAGUUGGUGUUACAAGGAUUGUUAAUAUUAGUAACACACCACCGCGUGUUAGUACUGUGGGAGUUCCAGGUGCAAGUGGUUCACCUCUUACAUCACCUUCUCGUCAAACUCCAACUAAAGUUGUAUUGGCAACCUCCCCUAAACUCGUACGGACUUCUAUGGGAAACAUGUUUAUUGCGCCUACUUCUCAAGUUUCAAUGCAAUCACCACCAGCAAGAAAAAGAUUGAAACUUACAGAAAAUACAGAAAAAAUAACUGCCACUGCAGAUGAUGCAAUGGGUUAUAGAAGACGUAUUAUGGAACAUAAAAUGAAAAGGAUGAGAGCGAUAAGAGAAAAAUAUGCUGAGAAUGCUUCAGAGUUAUUCUUUCUUCAUGCUGGUGGCAAUAUGAUGGAUUUUCAAGCUUGGAGAAAACGGCCACCUACAUCACAGUAUUUACAUUUUUUAAGGCAACAUAGAUUAGAUACGGAAGACAAUAAUGAAGAUUUAUCGGUUCCAUUACCAUCAAUACCAGAAAUUUCACUACCUCCGGUUACAUCUGCCUCAACUACAGUUCCUACGAACCAGAGUGCAGAAGUGAAGAUUUCUGGAGUUGGUGUAACUCCAGUUGCAGUAUCUACAACUUUACCUGCUGCUGUAGCUCAACUUAGUCAACAAGGACAAGUACCAGGUAGGCCUCAAGGGGGCCGCCAUGGCAUGGUGUUUGCCUUCCGAGCAGCAAUACAAUCUUCACCAGUCACCGUUCACCCUCCACCUACUUCUACUCUAGCACCCACGCUCAUUAUAGGAGGAACUCCAAUAGUUCCAGAAAUACCAAAACAUACAACUCCUGCAAGUCCAGUUACCGAGAAAACACCUAUCACUCCAGUUGUAACAAAAGCUCCUAGUCCUUCUAGAAGUACUUCACAACCUGUUGUUAAGCUUAUGAAAUUACCUACUAGUUCUGUAGUUUCAAAUGAUAUUACAAAUAAUCAAGAACAAAUUGUAGAGAAGGCAAAACAAGAAGCAUACGUAAUGCAAAGGAUUGCAGAGUUACAACGCGAAGGAUUAUGGUCCGAAAGAAGAUUGCCAAAGGUACAGGAGCCUGCAAGAACAAAGGCUCAUUGGGAUUACUUAUUGGAAGAAAUGGUUUGGCUAGCUGCCGAUUUUGCGCAAGAACGAAAAUGGAAGAAAGCUGCCGCGAAAAAAUGUGCUCGUAUGGUUCAAAAACAUUUUCAAGAAAAAGCUAUACAAGCUCAAAAGGCUGAAAAGUCUCAAGAACUUAGGCUCAAGAAAAUUGCUAGUUUUGUUGCAAAAGAAAUUAAGACUUUUUGGGCAAAUGUAGAGAAGCUGGUGGAGUACAAACAACAAACAAGGUUAGAAGAAAAAAGAAAAAAAGCAUUAGACCAGCAUUUAAAUUUCAUUGUAGGACAAACAGAAAAAUAUUCAACAUGGUUAACUGAAGGUCUUAAUAAGACAGAUGGUUCGCAAAGUAUUCCAGCUUCAAUAAAUAGUUCACGCAUUUCCUCGCCAGUACCAAUUGGAAAAUCUCACUCUGAUGAAGAGUUUCAGCCAAAUCAAAGUUCAGAUGAUGAUGAAGAGACUAUUGCUAAAGCUGAAGAAGAAAUGAAAUCAACUGUAGAUCAAAAAGAGGAGGUUGAAUUAUUAAAAAAAGAAUCGGAAAUGCCUUUAGAAGAUCUUUUGAAAGAUCUACCGCCGAAUUAUUUGGAAGAACGAAAUAAAAGUUUAUCGCCCAGUGGAAAAGAAGUUGAGGAAACGGAAAAUGAAAAAACUUCUGAUGGAGACACUGAUUUUGUUGCUGCAUCGGAUGAGUCUACAGAUGAAGAAGAUACUAUAUUGGAACAGGAAAAAUUGGAAGAAAAUACAGAUCACAAACAGGAGUUGGACGAUCUUAAGGCAGAGAAUGAAAUGUCUAUUGACGAGCUUAUGGCUAAAUAUGGUAACAUGUCGAAUGUACCAAUGGACGUGGAUGAAGAUGAUGCUCAAGAUUCUGAUAAAGAAACGGACCAAGAAAAAACACAGGAGAACGAAGAGCAAGCGAGUAGUAGCGAGAGUGAAAGUGAAGAAAGUGAUGAAGCUGGAGAAGAUUCGCAAAUUCAUAGCGAUACAGAAACAGAUGUAGGCCUAAAAUCUCUGCUUGAAGAUCCAUCUACUGAGAAAUCGUGUGAUAACAAGAUUUCAGAAACGGAUCAUGUAGACGCUCAUAAUGAAAUGGAUAAUGUUGCAGCUUUAGCAGAAAGCAUACAACCUAAGGGAAAUACAUUGCUCACUACUUGUGUCGUUACAAAAAUCCCGUUUCUUCUGAAACAUUCACUUCGGGAAUAUCAACACAUCGGAUUGGAUUGGCUUGUUACUAUGUACGAUAGGAAGUUGAAUGGAAUUUUAGCUGACGAAAUGGGUCUGGGAAAAACUAUACAAACGAUUGCAUUAUUGGCACAUUUGGCUUGUGAAAAGGGUAACUGGGGUCCUCAUCUUAUAAUAGUACCAACCUCUGUAAUGCUUAAUUGGGAAAUGGAAUGUAAAAAAUGGUGUCCAGGAUUUAAAAUAUUAACAUACUAUGGUACGCAAAAGGAAAGAAAACAAAAGAGAACAGGGUGGACAAAACCAAACGCUUUUCAUAUAUGUAUUACAUCUUAUAAACUCGUCAUACAAGACCAUCAAAGUUUUAGAAGAAAAAAAUGGAAGUAUCUUAUUUUAGAUGAAGCUCAAAAUAUAAAGAAUUUCAAGUCACAAAGAUGGCAAUUAUUAUUAAAUUUUCAAACGCAACGGCGAUUAUUACUAACAGGAACGCCUCUUCAAAAUAAUUUAAUGGAGUUAUGGUCCUUGAUGCAUUUUUUAAUGCCAAAUGUGUUUCAAUCUCACAGAGAAUUUAAGGAAUGGUUCAGUAAUCCAGUUACGGGAAUGAUCGAAGGAAAUAGCGAGUACAACGAGAAUAUUAUUCGUCGUCUACACAAGGUACUGAGACCUUUUCUUCUAAGAAGAUUAAAAACUGAGGUAGAGAAACAAUUGCCAAAGAAGUACGAGCAUGUCGUCAUGUGUCGAUUGUCAAAAAGGCAGAGAUACUUGUACGACGACUUCAUGUCUAGGGCCAAGACGAAGGAAACCUUAGCUAGUGGAAAUCUGUUAAGCGUUAUUAACGUAUUGAUGCAAUUACGCAAAGUCUGCAAUCAUCCUAACUUGUUCGAAGUCCGACCUACCGUCUCACCGUUUCAAAUGGAAGCAAUAGAAUUUAUUACAGCUUCGUUAGUAUGGAAUGCCCUUGAUUACGAUCCAUUUAAACAUGUUGAUCUGUCCACAUUGAAUCUUUUAUUGAUCGACUUGGAAUUUACGUUGGCAGCAUUUGGAGCACAUAGAAUAAAGCGCUUACAAACUCCCGUAAAACUGAUAGAAGAAAUAGACAGUCAGUCGGACCCACCUCCUAGGUGUCCUUCUGGAAAAAUUAAAAUCAAUGUCAGAUUGUCGAAUCAAGUUAAACAGUCGUCGACUCCACAACCAGCCCAAACUAAAGUUAAAAAUCUAGCUGGUAUACUUCCAACUCCUAGAGUAGGCACGUCACCAUUGAUAAAAUCUUUGAACAAUCAAAGUACUCCAGCUCAAGGCGUAACAUUGCGAGUCGCAGGUGGUCAACAACUGCAAGGGUAUUCCGUACAGUUGGUUCAACAUCAAGGCAGUGUGAAAGCUAUCCCUGUUGGAACAUUGGCACAUAACUCACAAAGUACAACGAUCACAUCAACAACAGCAUCUAUGAAUGCACAAAGGAUUACAGUUGGGAAUGCAAAUAUUCGAGAUGGACUGCAAAGGUUGGCUACACAGACAGUUACAGUCAAACAAGGUGAUUCCGUCCAGAGAAUACCAGUACCCGGUUUUGCACAGCUGGUUCAAACCUCUACUGGUAGACAUAUCAUUUUGACUUCAAAUCAACAAAAUACUAACACAGUUUCAUUCCCCGUAAUGACGCCGAGUGGACAACGAUUAACAGUUCUAUCUAAAUCUCUAAUGGGCCUAUCUACUUCUGCGACCACGGUAAACAAGGUCGUUGGAGGAGUCGUUACGACUACGAGCGGUACUAGUGGGAGACCGGUAAUGAGGGUUCCACCUCUGAAUGUCGCUGCGUCUCAAGGACAGUCGACUGCUGGUAACGGACAAACCACGCAUCAACAAACAUUGCGCUGUGGUAUCAUCACGAGGCACGCGCAAAAAGAAUCUGAAAAGGCACAAGCAAAGGAACAGCCUAAAUCAGAAUUUCAUUUGCCACAAUUGGAGGAAGAUCGAAAGCAAAGAAGACAAGCGAAACUUCGUUUAUUGGCAAACAUUAACGAGAGGCGAUGCGCAGCUUGUCCUUUAUACGGCGAAGAUUUAUUUACUGCUUUAAGAAUUGGGAAACCAUCCACAGCCUGUCGUUGGCACAACGGUCUCGUACAUUGCGAAACAGCAAAGAUACCUAUUCGUACACGGAAGCAAUUUUUCUCCUGUACGGAAGCGUUAGCAGAAGCAAUACGAAGUACGGAACAAAUUGUCGAAGAGCUUAAAGAAAUUUUCGAAAGGUUCGUGGUUUACGUUCCUGCUGUACGCGCGCCAGUACCGCGCUUCCACGUCUCUCAUCCACCGCCACAUAAACUUUGGAGUCAGCGUCGUAUGCAGAUAGAACUACAACACGAAUUGUCACCAAAAAUGCAAUUAUUUCAUCCGGUGACCAGUUCGAUGAUAACCCAAUUCCCCGAGCCUAGAUUAAUACAAUAUGAUUGUGGGAAAUUACAGUCGUUGGAUCUUCUUCUUAGAAAAUUGAAGUCUGAAAAUCAUAGAGUUCUCAUUUUCACUCAAAUGACGAGGAUGUUGGAUGUACUAGAAGCUUUUCUUAAUUUCCAUGGUCAUAUUUACUUGCGCUUAGACGGCACUACUAGAGUAGAUCAACGGCAGGUUCUAAUGGAAAGGUUUAACGGCGACAAACGAAUAUUUUGUUUUAUACUAUCAACGAGAUCCGGUGGUGUCGGUGUAAAUUUAACAGGAGCAGAUACAGUUAUAUUUUAUGAUAGUGACUGGAAUCCGACGAUGGAUGCUCAGGCACAAGAUAGAUGCCAUAGAAUAGGUCAAACGCGCGACGUACAUAUCUACAGAUUGGUAAGUGAAAAAACUGUAGAGGAAAAUAUUUUGAAAAAAGCGAAUCAAAAAAGAUUACUUGGGGACCUUGCUAUCGAAGGUGGAAACUUUACAACAGCUUACUUUAAGAGUUCUACUAUUCAAGAUCUCUUUAACAUCGAUCAUUCUGAAAACGAUGCGUCUACCAGAAUGGCAGAAGUACUCGAACAGAAAGAUCGAGAGAAAUCCAUGACUAAGGAUUCCUCGGUCGUACAGGUACCUUGCUUGUCUCAGCAUGUCGAAGAUAAAAUGGCAAUGGGUGCUCUUGAAAGUGCUCUUGCCGCUGCGGAAGAGGAUCUUGACGUUCAAGCAGCUAAAACAGCGAAGGCUGAAGCAGUUGCAGAUUUAGCAGAGUUUGACGAGAAUAUACCAUUGGAUGACGCUGACAAAGAAGAUACUCAAUUUAGCAAAGCGGAACAAGAAGUACAGAAUUUAGUGUCUCAGUUAACACCAAUUGAACGAUACGCGAUGAAGUUUGUGGAAGAAUCCGAAGGCACGUUCUCAGCCGCACAGUUGGCGGCCGCCGAACGUGAACUCGAAGAACAGAAGAAAGAAUGGGAAAUGGAUCGUUUACGUGCGCUUCGUGAAGAAGAGGAAAGACGGAUGCGACUGGCUGACGACGACGAGAAACCCCUGACGUUUGGACGUGAGGACGCGCAGAAUCAGGUUAAUAGUGCUAAUAAUUCAAAGAAAUUAGUUAAUAAGAAAGUUCCGCAAGGUAGGAGGAGGAGGAGAGGCUCGCGUAAAAGAAAUAGUAGAAGUACUCGAGAAUCUUCUGAGAGCGAAACAGAAACUACGACAGAAUCUGAUUCGGAUUCUCAGGAGGAAGAUGUUGUAGAGGAUAGUCUCGAUGAGGAAUCCAGUCAUACGGAAAGUCAAAGUCAAGGUGACGAAGAGGACGAAGAGGAGGAGACUGAUAAUCGAAACGAUUCGGAACGAGGGACUUAUCCUAAACGUAAUAAUCGUUCGAACAAACCGUGCGAUCAGAAUCAUUUUGAUUUGAACAGUCCGCGAACUAGAUCUAGGGGGAACGUAAAGAUUAAUUUAUGGACUCUCGACGUAAGUCCGAUUCUUCCUGGGAUUAAAGCAAAAUGCCGAGGUAGAUUUAGCAAAAGAAAUAAGCUUAAUCUUAAAAAGAACGAGACCACCUCUGCUUCCUCUUUGUCACAGAUUAAAAGUGAUUUGAAUACGGCUAGAAAAUCAAAUGAUUUCGAGGAAGAUCAGGAUAGAGUAAAAACAGCCAAGUCUGUCGAGGAGAGUUAUAAAAAGACUUCGUUGAAUUGUCAAGAUAAUUCUUCGAAUUUUUCAUGUCAAUUGCAACUGGAUGAAAAUCCAUUGAAAUUUCAAGAUAAAGAGAAUAACGCAGACGUGAAGUAUUCCGAAUUGUCGGAAACCGAAAUAUGCGUUCGAUCUGAACAUUCUAAAUCAGGGUCUAUAUCGAAUAACGAAGAAACGAGUUUGCAGAUGUAUAAAUGUAGUGUGAUUGUCGAAAAAUGUUUUAAUUCAACGUCGAAGAUACUUGCUAAUAACGAAACUAUAGGCGAAGAAGUUUCUGAAAUUAAAUUAGAUUCGUGUGAUAAUUCGGUUAGUAUGGAUGAUAAAAAAAGUGCGGCGGAGGCUUCCGAAAUAGAUUCUACAUCUUUGUUGAUCGAAACCGAUAAGUCUUCCGAUUAUAUCAUGGAACAUAGGCAAGAUAAAUUAGAGAUUAAAGAUCGCGCUAACGAGAGUACUCAAUCUAUCGGAAACCUAGAGGAGAACGUGAUUGUAAAUAAUAUAGAACAAGAUACGGAAUCCAAUGAGCCAGUAAUUUCUAAAGUUUUAGCGGAAGAAAUGAUCGAUAAAUCAAAUUGUUCUGUAUUAUCGGAAUCAAAUUCUCCGUAUUCGAGCAACGAUGAUAAAUCGACGUGUCCAACGCCUAACUCUAUUUCAAAAUCUACCAUAUAUCCAUAUUCGUUUUCCUCGUACGAUGAGAAUGUACAAAAUGAAAACAGUACCGACCCUGUGACCGUAGAUAACGAAGCUAAAAACGAUUCUCAUAUCUAUUUAAAGGAAUCCAAUUCGUCUUUACUGGAUGAACACAGAAGUGUCGACUCGGACGCAACGUUUCAAAGUAUCGAUAAUCCCUCUUCGAUGGAGACCGAAGAUUUGGUGAAUGAAUCCGUUACAGAGAAUUCUGUGAUAUCAAUUGAUUCUAGUCAGAAAUUUAAUGAUGAGAUCGUCAAGAAUCAGGAAACUGAAGACGACGAUAAUCUAGAACUGUCUUCUACCGUUAGUACGUUAGACGAUUCCCUUCCGACGAAUGAAACAAACCCAGACGCAAGCAAUGAAUUGUCCAAUAACUUUGAAAAGUCGGGGAUAACUAAGAAAAUAAGUUUGGAGUCUUAUAAAGAGAGCUCAAAUAUCGAAUUUAAAUCUAAAUCAUGGAAAUCUGAUAUAUCUAGUGCUCCAGGAGUAACGACGCGUAGCGCGAAAGCUGUAAUGUUGUUAGAAAAUUCUAUCAACAGUGUUGACUCGGAAUCCAAUACGAGUACGAAAUACGAGGAAAUUUCAUCGUAUGAUAAAAAGAACACGAAACAAGAAAGUAAUCGUACUGUCCCCGUUUCCCAAGCUCCAAUUGCAAAGAUAACUCUGUCUCGAAUCUAUGAUAGUAAUAAUCCACAGUCUUUCACGAGUUACAGAAUCACGAGAUCUUCUGUGAAUCAAUCAGUGACGUCGACGACGGUAGAAAAUUCGAAUGUGCAAAAGUCUCAUAAACGUCGACCAGGUACGCCAUCGUCGGAUUUAAAGCCGUUUAGGCCGAUCACUAGGUCUACCGCGAUAAAUUCACCGAGUAGAAACGAGGAGCAAGCUAGUAGCAAAGCUUAUGAGAAACCAACGACGCGUAGCUCGAAAUCAUCUCUGGAUAAUAAUGGCUUUUUGAAUCCUGUAGUGUUCCGAAGGAGUAGAUCCAUACCACCGAUGAAAUCGACCACGGAGAGCAACGAAUUGUCGUCUACUGCACAAAGUAAAACUGUUCAAAAGAAAGUAGUUGGUAGUAGUGAGAGUGCCAGUGGUAAUCAGAAGCAUCGACCAGGCACACCUGUGUCUACUAUCGAAAAAGUAUCCAGGGUGACUCGUUCUGGACAAGUCGGCAUGUUAAAUUGCUUGAAGACACCUUCCACGUCAGCGCCGGUGCUAAGGGGUAGCAGACACAUUCGAAAAACGGAUGCAUCGUUGUCGAUGAGAGGAGUAACCUCGGAGGAGCAGAAAACGUGUGAGCACAAUCUAAGCACGGAUACGAAUGGUAAUGCGGUCGCCGAAGAAGCAUUUUCGCAGCAGAACGAACCGAUCAAGUUGACCUUCUCUUCCGAAGUCAAGGAAAAACCUCAACGAACCGCCAAAGUCGUAGCCAUUCUUACGCUCGAUACGAGAAACAAUCAUAAUUCGAAAACGAAUAAUAGCAAGAACGCGAAUUCUGCGACGAGCGAAUCGAAAUUGUCGAAGAAACAUUCCGACAACGUUCCUGAUUUGUCGAGCAAGCACUGCGUGACACGAUUGUCGGAUGUUCCUGUGAAUUUGAAGAACGACAUGAAACAUGUUGGUGGGUCGACGUCGCUGUCGCAAAAAGACGGGACGUCUAACGUGGGCAGUACUUAUUUGAAUUCUAACAAAACUGUUAACGCAAAUGCAUUAAAGACUAACGCGUUGAAAUCGGCUGUGAUCGCCUUAGUCGAUAUAGACAACAACGAGUCCGAUUACGAUACAUCGAUGGAAUCCUCGAGAAGGUCAAGGAAAAAGAUGAAACGUGCGCGCUUGACCUCCUCGACCAAGUCGAUCCCCGCAGAAGGUAAAAUUGGAGAAACUCAAAUAGUAGAGACUUUCGACAACGAGGAGCUACUGAUUCAGCCAUCGAAGAAAUCCGUUCGAUUGCAGUCUCCUUCUAAUCCUCCCCCUCUUACCUCUAAACAAGAGGUGACAAUGGAUAAAUUCAGCGAUAGUACGAUAUCGUCUUGAGUCUCGCUGGAAUUUUAUUAUUGCUGUAACAUUUAGCAGUGCAUUUUUUUGUAUAUAUGUUAGUCCACGUAAGAUUUGCCGUACGCAUUAAAAAUGCCUUUCGAAUGGCACAGAAAAAAUGGUGGCGUUACAAGUACGAGAAAGGUCAAGCUCUGUUCUUCUUCUCUUCUUCUUCUUCUCCUACUACUGCUACUACCACCACCAUCAUCAUUACUACUACUACUACUACUACUACUACUACUACUACUACUGCUACUACUACUGCUACUACUCUACUACUACUCUACUACUACUACUACUACUACUACUACUACUACUACUACUACUACUACUACUACUCUACUACUACUACUACUACUACUCUACUACUACUACCACUCUACUACUACUACUACUCUACUACUACUACUACUACUACUACUACUCUACUACUACUACUACUACUACUACUACUACUCUACUACUACUACUACUCUACUACUACUACUACUACUACUACUACUCUACUACUACUACUACUACUACUACUACUACUCUACUACUACUACUACUCUACUACUACUACUACUACUACUACUACUACUACUACUCUACUACUACUACUACUACUACUACUCUACUACUACCACUACUACCACUACUACCACUACUACCACUACUACCACUACUACCACUACUACUACUGUCACUACUACCACUACUACCACUACUACUAUCUAUCACUUCUCCAGUCUUUCUUUGUUUCGAAUAUAGUUCUUGUAUAUAUAUAUAUGUAUAUUGAAAGUAUAUAAGAUGUUCUUUUUUUUUCUUUCUUCUUUUAUAUCUACUUGAGGGCACACAUGUAAUAUUUUCUAGUAUUGUAAAUUGUGCCCUACAUUGUAAAGAUUCGAAAAAACGUUCGUACGGUGGCAUUGUAAUUUAUACAUUGAUAAUGUUAAGUGAAAUAUUCAGGAAACAAAAACACACACACAUACACACACACACACGAUUGUAUUAUAUUAGUUAUAUAUAUAUAUUAGACACAGUAAAAGCUGUUGUGUCCGCAUAGCUUUUAGAUUGAACGGCGUCGGAACACAAAAGCCCGUAAAAAAGAAAAGAAAAAAAAACCAAGGUGUGUCGAAUCUAAACGCAAUGAGAAAGAGUUUAGAGGUCAUGAAUAUUAAGGAAAAACGCGCCGUACUUCUGCUCUCGUAAACAAAAAAAAAAAGAAAUAUACCUUGCGCCACACAUAGAUCGGCAAGGUGUGAUGACCUGAUUAUAUCUUAGCUGUAAGACUAUUCGUUCAUCAAUAUGCCCUUUUCUCCUCCAGUGUAAUACUUAAGUUGCGUGCCUGUUUUUUGUAUGAUCGAGUGAGUCCGAGAAAGGAAAAUAAACAAAGUAUUCCUUACUACGAAAUAAAAAGCUAACAAAA